This is a messenger RNA of Arabidopsis arenosa, 1901 nucleotides long. NCBI's taxonomy places the organism in Eukaryota, Viridiplantae, Streptophyta, Magnoliopsida, Brassicales, Brassicaceae. The record is from the annotation of a GenBank genome assembly.
AAAUCGAGAGACAGAGAGAAAGAGAAGUCAGAUAUGGCGGCAACACCGGCGACGAAGUGGCGUGAUAUCGAUGAUCUUCCUAAGAUUCCGGCAAACUACACGGCGUUGACGCCGCUUUGGUUCCUUGAUAGGGCUGCGAUGGUUCAUCCGAUGAGAAAAUCGGUGAUUCACGGAUCCCGAGAGUACACGUGGCGACAGACUUAUGACCGGUGUCGCCGUCUCGCCUCCGCUCUUGCCGAUCGAUCAAUCGGCCCCGGUUCCACGGUGGCUAUCAUUGCACCUAACAUUCCAGCAAUGUACGAAGCUCAUUUCGGAGUACCAAUGUGUGGAGCUGUUCUGAAUUGUGUCAACAUCCGUCUCAAUGCCCCAACAGUUGCUUUUCUUCUUAGUCACUCGCAGAGCUCUGUUAUAAUGGUGGAUCAAGAGUUAUUUACUCUGGCAGAGGAAUCUUUGAGACUUAUGGAGGAGAAAGCCGGAAGCAGUUUCAAACGCCCACUUUUGAUUGUCAUAGGUGAUCACACCUGUCCUCCUGAGUCACUUAACAUUGCUUUGUCGAAAGGAGCAGUCGAAUACGAGGAUUUUCUGGCAACUGGUGACCCUAAUUAUCCGUGGCAGCCACCAGCUGAUGAGUGGCAGAGCAUCGCUCUUGGUUACACCUCGGGAACAACCGCUAGCCCGAAAGGAGUGGUGCUUCAUCAUCGAGGCGCAUACAUAAUGGCUUUGAGCAAUCCUCUCAUUUGGGGGAUGCAAGAAGGUUCUGUUUACUUGUGGACUCUCCCGAUGUUCCAUUGCAACGGUUGGUGUUUCCCUUGGUCCCUUGCUGUGCUCUCCGGUACAAGUAUCUGUCUCCGUCAGGUCUCUGCAAAGGAAGUUUAUUCAAAAAUAGUCAAAUACAAGGUAACCCAUUUCUGUGCAGCGCCUGUGGUCCUCAACACUAUUGUCAAUGCUCCUAAGGAAGACACUAUCCUUCCUCUUCCCCAUACAGUCCAUGUCAUGACCGCAGGAGCUGCUCCUCCACCUUCUGUUCUCUUCUCCAUGAACCAGAAGGGCUUCCGAGUCGCUCACACCUAUGGGCUUUCUGAGACUUAUGGUCCUUCCACCAUAUGCGCUUGGAAACCCGAGUGGGAUUCCCUCCCUCCUGAGACGCAGGCCAAACUCAAUGCCCGCCAAGGUGUCCGCUAUACAGGCAUGGAGCAGCUUGACGUCAUUGACACUCAGACCGGAAAACCUGUCCCCGCAGAUGGAAAAACUGCUGGAGAGAUUGUUUUCCGAGGGAAUAUGGUGAUGAAAGGCUAUCUAAAGAAUCCAGAAGCGAACAAAGAGACGUUUGCUGGCGGGUGGUUCCACUCGGGAGAUAUUGCAGUGAAACAUCCAGACAACUAUAUCGAGAUCAAGGACAGGUCAAAGGACGUUAUAAUCUCUGGUGGUGAAAAUAUCAGCAGUGUCGAAGUCGAAAACGUAGUGUACCAUCACCCAGCUGUUCUUGAAGCCUCUGUUGUGGCCAGGCCAGACGAGCGGUGGCAAGAAUCUCCUUGUGCGUUUGUGACACUUAAGAGCGGUUACGAGAAGCAAGACCAGAAUAAGUUGGCUCAAGAUAUAAUGAGAUUCUGCCGGGAGAAGCUUCCGGCAUAUUGGGUCCCAAAGUCGGUGGUGUUUGGGCCGUUACCAAAGACAGCAACUGGAAAAAUUCAGAAGCAUAUUCUGAGGACUAAGGCCAAAGAGAUGGGACCAGUACCAAGAAGCAGAUUAUAGGAAGUGAAAAGCUUAAAGACAUCAUUAUGAAAAUAAUGUGUUGUAUGUUUUGUGGAACUUUGCCUUGUGUAAAACUUUUAAAUGAUAACAGAAAAUUUUCAUUUUUUUGGUCAACGCUUUCAUUUUGUUCAUAAAUCGUUUACUCUUGA